Molecule: messenger RNA, 2763 nt
Organism: Fusarium vanettenii 77-13-4
Lineage: Eukaryota; Fungi; Ascomycota; Sordariomycetes; Hypocreales; Nectriaceae
Exons: 4
Coding region: 1-2763 (920 amino acids)
Source: RefSeq, a predicted model, not a curated record
AUGUCUCGCUUUGAGUACACAACCUUGGCCGACCCGGCUGGCGAGGUGCGUCUGUUGAGGUUACACGACUCUCCAACAGAAUACGACCUUGGCGUCUUCCCUCUCAACGAAUCAUGUCCCCAUUUCGCCGCAAUUUCGUAUACUUGGGGAGACUCCCGCUCAGCGGAGCCAAUUCGCAUCAAUGGGCGCUCAUUUCUUGUUCGGAAAGCGGCGUGGGAUCUGCUUAAAGAGCUCCCGUCCUUGGACAUGGACUGCGAUCCUCGACUAGAGUUCGUGUGGAUUGAUUCGAUAUGCAUCAACCAAAGCAACACUGCCGAGAGAAAUCACCAAGUCAAACUCAUGCGAAAGAUCUAUUCGUCAGCGACGGUGGUUCUUGUCUGGCUUGGUAGGCCAACUGCAAAAUCCGACCUCGCCAUGGACAGCUUAGCAUCCCUCACCCACCAAGUUUUAGGCAAGUCGACCAAGAAAACGUCGCGGGUUCUAUCUGAAUCAAGAGUUCUUUACGGCCAAACCCCAAAUAAGAUUGGUUACUCCUAUCAAGGGGAUCCCGGUGCUCUACGAAUGGUCCUUGACGCAAAGAUUGGCGACGCAAUCUUCAGCCUCUUCAGCCGGGUAUACUGGAGGAGAAUUUGGAUCAUCCAAGAAGUGCUGCUGGCGAAAGAAAUAAGAAUAGUCUGCGGCCCAAGAUGUAUGAACUGGAACAAGCUGAAUAGCUUCUUCGGUGGCAUGGAGUUCUCCAUGCUCCAGUCAGGAAGCCAGUUCCACGGAUCUCAACGGGCUUCAAAAAUAAUGAACGCGCCAGGGUAUAUCCUGGUCAAGGAAAAGGCGUUCCUUGAGACUAACCCGCAACUCAAGAACCAAGGCGCCCCGAUCUCCGACUUACUACUGUCAUUCGGCAACUUCGAAUGCAGAGACAGGCGCGACAAAGUCUACGGCAUGCUCGGACUCUCAAGCGAUGUCGUCGACGUUAACUAUGCAAAAUCAGUCCAGCACAUUUACAACGACGUUAUUCGUCGUAUUGUCAGGGGAGGUCAAAUGGAUACCAUCUCGAAAGCAGAAUACUUCGGCAGACGGCUGGCCGCUACGCUCGGAAUCCGUAUGGAUGAUCGGCAGCUUAUCAGAACAGACAGUCUAUUCAUCUGCCCUCCAAGACUACUGACUUGGGCGGAUGAACGUCCCUUUUGGGAGAACGAUCCAGCGAGGGUACUCCCCAGGCCAUAUUACAACCACGCAAUCAACAUAUUGUCGUUAUCAAUGACGCCGUCGCGCCUCAGACCCCAAAUUUCGCAAGGAGCCACUCCCAGUACCGAAGAUAGCUCACAGGCAUCCCAGUCUCUUCUUGCUGCUGGCCAAAUAUCAUCACAGGCAGUCGUGGCUGUCGCUCCCCCAUUUGUACAGCCAACUGACUUGAGUUCUCUAUUGGUCGGAUAUGAUGAGCCUGAUGAGGAGUCUCACUUUAUCUUACCAAGCUACAGCGAUGCAUCAAGCUUUUGGGUUGAAGAAAUGGAGUCAGUGGAGCCACCGACUUACGCCGAGUCGUGGUUAGAGUCUCGAAGAGCCUAUGCUUCCGACCUCCUAGCUCCCGAUACUCCACCCAGGUGCAAAGACGACUCGGAGGUACCAAUCGCUUCCAGCAGCUCUGUUGAUUAUCUAUCACACGAGUGGUCCGAUAAGGAUGUUGGUCCAUCCUGGAAGGCAGUCAGCUCGAUGAAAUCGCUCAACAACAAGGAUCGUCUGGAGAAUGUCAUCUGGAGAGCAUGGACAAAGUUCAAGAACAACUUGUCAACAAUAUCGCCAGAGGAACUGAACUGGCUCAAGGAUUGCGACGUCACCUGGCUCUACGGGCCUCUCUAUCCAGACUCUCAAUCUCGCCCUACCAAUUGGCAACCCGAUGAGAAGUCCAUUCUGAGACGACGCCGGGCAUUCGAUUCUGAAUUCUCAUCCCGAGGGAAGGAUCGGACCGGCCUCAAAGUUCGCAUUCAGGAAGAGGUGGAAGUCAUUGGGUAUGACGGUGGUCUCGGUUAUUUCGAGGACGAAGACGGCCAUGACACCGCAACUGAGCAGUAUACAGAUGCCGCCUUAUACAUCCUUUCGCGCAAUGCAUCUAUUGAGAGCUUAAGCAAAAAGAAGCAUUCUCCAAACACCACCACCGAGACCAAGGGUCACAGCACCAUCCGCAGCGCAGCAUCACCAACCGCAGCAACAUGGCCCGAACUCGAGCAAACCGCCACCAUCGACGCCGUCGAGAUCAUCGAGACCGAGCAAGGCCACGUUCCUACUAACGAACCGCCUGCCCAAGUCUACGGACCGCCUCCUCGGGUCUACGGACCACCUCCCCAGGUCUACCGACCCCCUCCUCAGGUCUGCGGACCGCCUUUUCUCCCCGCCUACGGGCCUCCUCCUCCCUGGGUCUAUGGGCAGCCUGCCCAGGCCUACGUGCUGCCCCAUCUCCAUUCUCACGGGACACCUCUUUUCCGGGCCCCCAGGCCGCCUAUUCCCCAGGCCUACAUACCCCUAGCCACUCCUUGCGCCCCCUUGUCGAGGGUUGACAGGGCGCUCCAAGAGUUGAGGGACCGUGAUGGCGGGCCUGUUUACCUCACAUUGACUGAGAAGGAGCUACAGGAAGUCAUUGAACGUGCACCUAAAGGUGUCAAUUGUAUAUCGUGGCCCGAUGUGAAAAGGCCCAAGAUUCAGGCUCCCGAGAAAAGGAACAACGAGAUGUUGGAAUUGUGCCGAAAGGCCGGGGAACCCGGAGAAGGUUGA